Suillus subaureus is the source of this 2865-nucleotide messenger RNA. Its product is annotated as RNA dependent RNA polymerase-domain-containing protein. The record is from RefSeq and is a predicted model, not a curated record. The transcript is spliced from 8 exons. NCBI's taxonomy places the organism in Eukaryota, Fungi, Basidiomycota, Agaricomycetes, Boletales, Suillaceae. Gene Ontology annotation, biological process: siRNA processing. Gene Ontology annotation, molecular function: RNA-directed RNA polymerase activity. Bases 1 to 2865 code for a protein of 954 amino acids. Gene Ontology annotation, cellular component: nuclear RNA-directed RNA polymerase complex.
AUGCUGCAGGUGAACCUGCCACAAGUCGGAAAGUUCGGUGUCGAAUUAAACAUCGUUCACAUUGCCCACUGCGAGAAGGCUCAGGAAGUCCUUGAUCGACAUAAACUUGCGUGGGGAACGAUUUUCGAACUGGCACGAGGCGUCACUCGUGGCAUGUGGACAUUCCAAGACAUGACGGAGCAUCGUCUACAAAAACUUCAAGGUUCAAACGCUCAAUCUGCCUGGAAAGUGGCUACCGUCAUGGCAGACAAAGUGCCAUCUGCGAUAGGAGCAUCAUCAGAACUUUGGCUCGAAUAUGACCGGGAGCAGGUCGCGAUUGUCGAAAACCAAGGUCGCGGUUUGGGAACUAUGGGACAGUGGGAAGGAAAAGACCAUUGGUACGGAGGGAAGAUCCAGCAAGUUGCCCGUGUCGUAAAAGCUGGAACGUCUUUUAAAUUCGAACUCGAGAAACCAGAAAUUCGGAGAUCACAUCGAUUCGCUCGUUUCUUGGGGUCUCGGCGCAUCCUCCAAGUCCGCGUGCCAGAUAACCUUACCUAUGAUAAAGUCGGCUCGGCACUUCGGGAAUUCGUAAUAUCAAGUAAAUUCGUGUUGUGUGGCCGCGUCUUCGUACCCUUCCAUGCUAAGGAAGGGAGCAUGUACCUUUUUGAAACGAACGAGAACAUUGAUCGCCAGACAAACCUUGGCGAUGGCGACAGUCACAGACUGACACUCGACCAGUUCGUGAAAUGGCACAACCCUCUGAGUUUGAAUUGGAAACAGCCCAUUAGCAAGUGGUCUACACGAUGGGCGCUCGGCCUAUCGACGUCAGUGCCAACAAUUGAAUUCUCUCCAGGAAACAUAUUUUUCAUCAGCGACCAACAUGCUGUGGACUGGGGCAAGGGAAAGCCCCCAGCCGAAAAAAUCAUGACUGAUGGGUGUGGUUAUAUCAGCGGUGCGGCCUUGACGGCCAUCAUGCGAGUGAUGAAGUAUUCGAGUAGACCGACCGCCGUACAAGGACGCAUUGCUGGUGCAAAGGGAAUGUGGGUUCUGCACCCAGAUCCCGCGCAUCAAAUCGCCGAUGGACCGCCUACAAUUUGGAUACGUGAUUCACAAAAUAAGAUCAAUCUUGGCUCGCUACACAAGGUCGAUAGCGCGCACAGGAUUUUCGACCUCCUUGCGCCAUCUCGGGUAACCGGGCCAAGCCGUCUGUCGAGCCAGACGCUCGUCAACUUGGCGCAUGGCCGUGUUCCCCUGCCUGUUCUGAAGGAUCUCAUGGCAGAUGGGCUUCACGAGGAAGUCCGUCAGCUGACUGAAUGGAGUGGACCGGACAGCAUGCUUAUGGUCUGGCGAGCUGUGGAGCAAGCCGGCCGUGUUGUAACAUCGAGGCUGCGGCGGCGCAUUGCUGGCCAGGCACGAGCGCUUGGUCUUGGUCAACUCCGACCCAACGAAGAGCUCGCUGCCGGAAUUGAUGAUAGCGACGAUGUCGCAGUGAGCCCAUCGCUGGGUAACUCGGUUAAUCGGGGUCGCAAUCCUUACAGUGGUGAACCGCUGACUCUACACGAGUCGGUUCUCGAACUCCUGCAGGCCGGUUUUCAUCCUCUUAAGCUUGACCGACUUUUUUACAAACUUGAGUACGUGGUGACCCAAGUCCUCGACGACUACAUUGAGAAAUUCCACAUUCCGGUCAAGGAAUCCCUCGAAGCAUAUAUCGUACCGGAUCCGUAUGGGGUCCUCGAGGAAGGGGAAAUACAUUUUCGUUCUUCAGAACUCAUCACCGACCCCGAAAGCGGUACCCAGAUGGAUACCGUGACAGGGUCAGUUUUGGUCACUGCCAUCAGCCACCCAAAAUUGGCUAAUUACUUCGAUGUCAUCGUGUUCCCUGUGAGAGGGGAGCGCUCGUUGGCGAGCUACUUGGGUGGAGGAGACACGGUCACGUUGGUCUGGUCCAAACGCCUUGUUGAAAGCUUCAAUACCGCACCACUGUGUACGGCGCCUGCGGGUUUGAGCGACGACUUUGAGAGAGAAGUUGAACAUGUUAAGGAUUUUAACCGACGAGUAUCCAAGCUCUCUGCAAAGGAGGCUCAAACCGCGUUCCAGAAGGUCCUCCUUCUUGGACUCGCAGAGACAAAAGUCGGAUUAUAUUCGAAGUUCCAUGACCUUGCUGUGUUCACUACCUGCCUUGAUGCGAGCAAGACGGGGCUGCGGGUCAAAGCUCAUGUCUUCGAGGAAGAUCGCAAAUCUUGUGGGAACCGCAAGCCUUAUUACAUGGUCGCUCUCGAACAGAAGACCGAGGGUCAAGCGGUAUCGAAGCGCAAGGGCUCGACUCCAUACAUUCUUGAUGCCCUUGUUGAUGAGGGCCGUCGCCUCCGCGACGAUUUCCUCAAACAAUAUUCCAUCCUCCGGAGUUCUUCCACCAAGACGGCAGACCACGACCUCACCUCCCCUUACCUUUCUGCGUCUCGUAGGGCAACGCAAGCUUCGCACACGGGUUUUCACAUUCUGCAAGACAACUUAAGCGCUGUCAAAGCCCAUGUCCAGAGAGCAUAUGGGGAUUGGCAAGCCGCCGUUGCUCUCCAGAAGAAGGCUUCGGAAGGGAGGGGGUCUUCGGAUCCCAAGUCACAAGCGAUCCAAAAAUCGGUGCAACACUUUGCGCGGCGGCCAGAGGUUUUGUUUUUUUCUGACGAGGAACUCAAAAUUAUCAUGGCAUCCUACGCAUACAAUCUUAGCAGUGCAUUCGGCUUCUCCGUUGCCUUCGCAGAGCUCUGCGCCAUCAAGGCACGAGUUCAAGGUGCUGUGCUUUUUGCAGAUAGGUUCGCAGAAGUGAUGUGUAUUCCUAACAAUAUUCUUCGAGCCCUUUCACAAGCACAGGAUGACGUGGAUGAUUGA